AUGACUAGCCUCUUGUUCCAGGGUGGAAAGACCACUUCAUCUUCGUCGUCGUCCUCUUCCUCCUCCUCCUCCUCCUCCUCCUCCUCCUCCGCCGCCGCAAAUCCGUUCCAGGCACUUGCUCACUUUUACGAACAAGAACUCUCAGACUUCCACAUCGACUCGCGCCUGAAACAACAACACCCAGCCUCGGAAAAGCCAAAGUCAACCAGCCACCUCUUCCCUUCUUCUUAUACCCGCAAGGACAUUGCAUCUCCCUCUGCAUCACACCACCACCAGAACGAUUACAAGAACUUUUCACAAGCAGUCAGCACUCAAUGGAGCCCCCUUCCUCGAUCUCACCUACACAUCACCUCACAUGCAGUGGGAGGUGAGGGUCAAGCCGACAUCGUAGAGUACCUGAAUCAGCGCCAGGACUAUUACACACGAGAAGCCUGUCUCAGGAGUCUCGACAGAGACGAUGGACUCGGCCCAAUCGUCGACUUUUCCGAACUUCACCCUCACCACCAAUUGGACCAUUACCAUUACCACCCUCAUGCUGCGUCCACUCGGCUCGAAGACCAGCACUCCGACUCUGCGUUUGAACAGAGCCACCACAGGGGGCCACGAGGCUCGUGUCAACGGGAACAAGUUUGGAUGGACCUUGGGCCAGAUUCUGUACCCGUCCACAACUCCCCCGAUACCAAUUGGUCCAGAAACAUGGAGUCUGCUUGGAACGAGUUGUCUGAACAAACGGCACUAUCGUCUGGGUCGACAUCGUCAGCCGAUACACGUCCAGUAGCAUUUGCUGUCCCUUCAAGCGCAUCCAGCUUUCGGCAAGCGGCAGCAUCCCUUCACUCUCCCUGGCCGAUGGCCGCUUGGGCGAUUGAAGCCGAGGCUGCACUCAUGGAGGUCGAGACGAUUCAUUACCAGCAUGCUGCCACAGCUAAAUGUGACGAAAUGUACCGCCAGCAGGAUAUCCAAACAACCACCGCAAGACCACAGAAUCUCACCUGGGUUCAAGAGUUCUCUCACACUGACUCGGUUACGGAGGCAGCAGUGAGCAACAGCAGUGACAAGAAGGAAGCUGAAUCCGUCAGACAGGACAGGAAUAGCAUGCGCAGAGGAUCAGUGGUCAAGACUUGUGGGUUUAUGUUGGAGCCCAAGAGCCACUGGGGAGCUUCUGAUCCGAUUUUUCUGGACGCUGAAGUACCAAGCUUCAACGCAACCAACAGUCAAUUUCAACCAGACGACCCUCAUGCCGCCAUAUCGACCCCGCCACCACCACCACCACCACCACCAGGUCUAUUGCCUUUGGAGCAAAUAUCAGCUCCCACCCCAUCCAUCGACAAUGGUUCCAUCCGCUCACAGCCUGACUCGAUGCCACAUAUGGAGGACAUCAGCGCCACAGUCAAAGAGCAACCUGGUCAAGUCUUCAACGACGAUCUCUUUGAGGGCGACAUGCUUCAAGCUUGGAUGGAAACGCUGGCCCAGGAAAAGCAAGAAGCGAACGAACGAGUUCUGGAAGCAGGGCGCGUUGUGGAGGACGAGGAAACCACCACCGUAAAAAAGUCAGUUGAGGAAGAUUCCAAGGAUCGGCUCGUCCUGGAGGUGGCCCUGCGACGCCUGAAUGUCUUGAUGCAUCAGCUGGGACGCACCCAAAAGUCUCUAGGCUCUCCCUUUGGCAGCGCAGGCUCAAAGUCCAAACUACCACCAAUGUUGCCUGCUCGUGAUCAUAUCCAUACGCCUUGA
Messenger RNA from Linnemannia hyalina, 1728 nucleotides. The record is from the annotation of a GenBank genome assembly. NCBI's taxonomy places the organism in Eukaryota, Fungi, Mortierellomycota, Mortierellomycetes, Mortierellales, Mortierellaceae.